Molecule: messenger RNA, 3941 nt
Organism: Mirounga angustirostris (Northern elephant seal)
Lineage: Eukaryota; Metazoa; Chordata; Mammalia; Carnivora; Phocidae
Gene: SACK1C
Product: family with sequence similarity 83 member C
Exons: 4
Coding region: 241-2478 (745 amino acids)
Biological process (GO): epidermal growth factor receptor signaling pathway
Molecular function (GO): protein kinase binding
Source: RefSeq, a predicted model, not a curated record
UUUCCCUGGGCGAGCGAGUCUCAACAGCAGGCAGACAGGUGAGGCUGACCUGACAAGUUCUAGAGGCCGGGGGCAAUGGGGCGGAGCAUGGCUCUGACUUAGGGUGGCAACAGGUCGGGGGCCCUGGCACACAGAGGGCGGGCGGGCAGGCGGUGGUUCUCUUGGUUGGGAGCAAGGGUGCAGCCCCAGGGUGCAGGCCAUGGAGCCUGCUGGAGGCUGAGGGCAGCCAGGUGGGCAGGCAUGUUCGGAAGCCUAGGGCCUGAGGACUUGGGAGCCCAGGGCAUGGCGGGAGCCCUGCGGGGCCGGGUGGAGGAGCUGAAGCGGCCGUGCUGGCGGGAGGCCUCACCGCUGGUGCUCCAGCACAGUGAGAUUGCCCGGCUGGCAGCCGACGCCCUCCUGGAGCGGGGCGAAGCUGCCUACCUGCGGGUCAUCUCCGAGGAGAGGGAGCUGCCCUUCCUGAGCGCUCUGGACAUGGACUACAUGACCAGCCAUGUGCAUGGGGGCCCUGAGCUCAGCGAGGCCCAGGGGCCGGAAGCCUCAGGGCCUGACUGCCUCAGCCUGCUCUCUGAAGUCACCUCGGGCACUUACUUCCCCAUGGCCUCUGACAUAGACCCUCCGGACCUGGACUUGGGCUGGCCUGAGGUUCCACAGGCCACGGGCUUCAGCCCCACCCAGGCUGUGGUCCACUUCCAGCGGGACAAGUCCAAGAACAUCAAGGACCUUCUGCGUUUUCUCUUCAGCCAGGCCCGCACGGUGGUGGCUGUGGUGAUGGAUGUAUUCACUGACAUGGAGCUUCUGUGUGACCUCAUGGAGGCCUCGAGCCGGCGUGGUGUCCCUGUCUACCUGCUUCUGGCUCAGGAGCACCUCAGGCACUUCCUGGAGAUGUGCUACAAGAUGGACCUCAAUGGGAGGCACCUGCCGAAUAUGCGUGUGCGGAGCACGUGUGGGGACACAUACUGCAGCAAGGCAGGCCGUCGCUUCGCGGGGGAGGCCCUGGAGAAGUUUGUUGUCAUCGACUGCGAACAGGUGGUGGCAGGCAGCUACAGCUUCACCUGGCUUUGCAGCCAGGCCCACACUAGCAUGGUGCUGCAGCUGAGAGGCCGCAUCGUGGAAGACUUUGACCAGGAGUUCCGCUGUCUGUAUGCGGAGUCUCAGCCUGUGGAGGGCUUCCGCGGCGGCGAGGAUCCCGUAUCUCCCAGGGCACUGUGGCCCCCGCCAGCGGCCCUGGGCUUCAGGCCCCGUGUGCCAAGCCCCACAUCCUCCUCACCCUCCAGCUCCAGCUUCAGCAGCAUCAAACGCUCACCUCUCAUGGGCCACUCCUCUUACCUCGCUCCGCCGGGAGGUGGUGGCUGCAGUGACAUGCGUAUGGGGUCCUCAUCCCUCGGCCCUGCCCACCGCGAGGCCAGUGGCCAGCCCUCCCCGCAGCACCAGCUGUCAGACCCGAACCAUGGCUCCCUGCUAGGGCCCUACAGGUCCAAUCUAGGCAAGCUGGGCGUGUCCCCAUGGUCCCAGUCCUCUCCUGCCCUCAAUCACGAUGGUGCCAGCCCCCUGACCCUAGCAGUGGGGUCGCUUCUGCUUCCUCGCCAAAGCCCCCUUCCCCCCUGUGCCAAUGCUGUAGCCCUGUCCCGGCUCCCAGAGAAUGGGCUCCUGGGAAGCCAGGAGUGUAGCCCCCAACGAGGUCGCUGGGUACCUGGCACAGCCCUGGAGGCAGUGGAGGAGAAGAAGGUGUCUCUGAGUCAGAGCCAUAGCCAGUUGGAUCUCCUUGUCCCCUUCCCCAGAGCCAGAGAAGCUGGAAGCCCUGAUUCUGGGGUUAACCCCAACUCGGGCUCCCUCUGGCCUGGAGAGCAGGCUCCAGAGGACAGGAAGUUGUCCCCAAACCAGAGAUACAACCAGUUGGAUCUCCUGCCCCAGACCCCGGGUGCUGGGGGUACCCCUGAGUCAGGUUCCCCCAGACCUGGCAAUCGAACCCCAGAGGACAAGAGGCUGCCCUCAAACCACAGCCAACUGGACCUCCUGGUACAAUACCCCAAGGCUGGGGGCUCCAGAGUGCCCCCUGAAGCCAGCUCCUCAGCCAGGGCUGGCAAGCAGCGUCAAGAUGAGCGACGACGGACCCUGGGCCACAGCCAGCUGGACCUCAUCACAAAGUUUGGCCCAUUCCGGGGCGAGGGGCCUGGGCCCAAUGGUCUCCCCAGACCAAGCCCUGCUCAAAAGGCUGGAGUGGGCUCUGGGGAUGAGAAGCGGCUGACCCUGGGCCACAGCAAGCUGGACCUCAUCACCAAGUAUCAUCAAUUGCAGGGUGCCAGGCAAAGACCUGAGCCUGGCUUCCCUGGGGGCCCCACAGGGGGACAUCUCAAUGGCAGUAACAAUGGCCUGUUUGGGGAUGAGAAGCGGAUGACCCUGGGCCACAGCAAACUGGACCUCAUCACUAAGUACAGCAAGUCCAAGUUCAAGCUGCUCCGAAGCCGCUUUGAGUCCUAGUCCUGCUCCCAGCAGGGACGUGUCCCUCUUCCAUCUACUGAGACUCUAGAUUUACCUAGGUUCCAGACUCUGGGGUGCUCCAGCAGGGGCUGCAUGGGGAGCAGAGGGUGUCCAGAAGCCCAGGUUAGACACUCGCUGGGCUCAGGAUUGUUUAUGCGCACACACACACACACACACACACAGAAAUGGAACCCAUAGUACCUGCCAUUUGCCACUGUGCUGUGCACUUCACACUGGUUAAUUCUCAUCCUUCAUCCUCACAAUAUCCUACAAGAUAGACCUCUAGUAGGUAUACAUUUCUAAGGUCAUAGAUAUUAUCUUCCCUAUUUUAUAACUGUGGAAGCUGAGGCCCAGAAUUUGAUGGCUUGCUUGGAAUCAGAUCCAAGUCAAUGGCAGAGCUAGGGCCCAAACCCAUGUCUCUGACUCUUAAGAUUGUGUUUUUGCACAGGGUACACUAUUAUCAACAGUUCACAUGUCCCCAUGCACACAAAAUAUGCACAUCACAGAGAUGCCCCAAAUGCCUACACAAUACACCAACAGGGUUCACAUCCACAAACUGCACAUCCAUAGACACACAGUAAGUACACAGAGGUCCAUGUGAUAAACCCAAACACCCAGAAUUCUAGUUAUAGGUACUCAUUAAAUGUUAUAUGGCUAAAUGAAUGGCUACACAAAAUAUAUGCAUUCAGUGCACACUGUAGACCCCUCAGGAUCCACAGAUGAUAAAUAUGCACAUAACCACACACACACACACACACACAUAGAGCCAUGCACACACCAACCAGUAUCUUCUUUGACCUAAGCUGUGUACCUGGCCCUGUACUGAGCAUACCAUAGGGCUGACAAGUGAAUCAGACUCAGUCCCUGGGAGACAAGGAAUAAAUGCAUAAACCAUUGGGGGGCAAGACAGAACUAUAUCUAACUAAAGGCUAAUUAGUGACAGGAUGGUGGAGAAGGAAGGGCAGAGAGUGGUGGUGAUGGUGGAGUGGUGAGCAGUUUCAAAGGAGGCAGCCUUCGAGCCAGGCGUUGAAGGAUGGGGAGGAUUGGACAGAUGGAGGAAAGAGGAAUUUCUGGUAGAAGGAAGCAGAUGAAGAGAGGCCAGGGGGAGGACUGGAGGAGUGCGUCUGAGAUGAGCUGGGGAGGAUGUAGAGGGCAUGGAUACUCAGACUCUGACGCACGCACGCACGCACGCACACACAUCAUUUUGCUGAGUGUCCCUGGAAGCACAGGCUUUGACAGGUUCUACAUCCUUUUCCGGACCUCACCACCUGCCUGGGACAGUUGUCACGAUACAAAUCAAUAAAGGCAGACAUGCUAUGACCCAGCAACAGCCUGGUGUAUUCUGAGAAAGGCGGAGUUAUGGAACUGCAUGUUGAGGGCUGGGAAAGGGCACCAUUCAGUCCAAUAAUGGAGGGCUCUCUGAGGGAGAGUGGAUGGCUGCAGAAGGGCUGGGGGCGGGCCGG